AUGAACAACAAGCCCGUGCAGCCCACGAACCGGGGUAUGGCGACAAACACCUUGUCAAGGCAGCAAGGGUCGUUCACGCAGUCUUUCGUGCUUCGGAGCACAAAGGAGGAUAUUCAAAUCUGUGGCAUCACCCCAGGGCCUCGUUCAGAGGCAUAUCAGAAUGCUGCGUUCAAGAGCCUCGAGCGAAACAAUUUCAUACUCGAGAGCGGUAACCUCAGCCCCGAAGGGAAACGCAAGUUCCGCAACAGCCCCCACGCCAGUGAACUGUAUGCGCAGGCAGACGAGCGCUUCGCAGACUGGGCCACCGAUCGCAACGCGUAUACUGCCCGUGCUAAAUGGAUUUCUGAACGGACCAAGCCUGUCAACAAGAUGGCCAAGGCGACGGUUCUACAGGAGAAUGAGGACCUGCGGACCGAGAACCUGCGGCUGCGGCGUGAGCUUGAGGAAGUGGCCGCUGCAGACGCCGCCCAGCUCGCGCCGGCCGAUGCUGCCCAACCUACUGCAGGACCCAUCGAUAUUGAGUGGGAAGGCAUGUCCGAGACUGAUCCUGGAAGUCCUUUCAGUACACCUGUGCGAGGCUCGGGUCAAGCCGCAUACCCCACUCCUGACUCCAACCACGCAGGCCCUUCCCGCGCUGGGCCUCGAGCACUGGAGAACCCCUCCUGGCUGCGUCCUAACGGCACUGCGCAUAUGGGCAUAGUCCAAGAGAAGGAAGACACUUCUCCCCCGGAUCUGGCUUGUAGCGUUCUCUCGGUCAGCGACGCUACCUUGCUCAAGAUCACCGAACUAGAGCACCUGCUCGAGGAACGUCGUAGCGAUAUCCAAGACCUCUGUGCGCGUAUUCAGAUGGUCGGCGCGGCAGCGCAAGUUGGUGAUGCCCAGCGGCUUCACACGCAGCUGACGCAAGCGCUGCAGGAGCGUGAUGCAUACCGGAAUCAAUGCGCUGACAUGAUGCUCGAGCUCCGCGACCGAGUCGAGGAGCUUGAGAGUGAACAACGCCAGACCCUGUAUAGCAUUGGUAGGAUCCAGCGUACUGAAAACUUGCUCAAAGCGGCGCAGGCCAGCGAAGGGGAGACUCAGAACAGACUACGUGAAGCAGAGCUAUCACGUACAUUGUAUGUCAGGCGCGCUGCAGAACUUGUUCAGGAGGUCGAGCGCCUGAAAGUUGUCAUCAGGUUACACGCAAGUGCGAUGUUGGAGGCAAGCAACUGA
Sparassis crispa is the source of this 1212-nucleotide messenger RNA. RefSeq lists its product as hypothetical. The coding region runs from base 1 to 1212 and encodes 403 amino acids. The record is from RefSeq and is a predicted model, not a curated record. The transcript has 10 exons. Lineage: Eukaryota; Fungi; Basidiomycota; Agaricomycetes; Polyporales; Sparassidaceae.